AUGGCGCAAGCAGCUAAAAAGCUUUGGAAAAACGACAUUGUGAAGUUCAUCAUUCCACUCCAGUAUCAUCAACGAGGCUGGCCGACAGGAAAAGGAUCUGUGAUAGUAUUGAGCAAAGUCAAAAUUUACUAUGCAAAAUCUAGGAUAGAGCUCUUAUCUGACAUUCAUAGAUAUCAAGGGGAGAAAAUCCACUCGGAGAUAGAUUUUCUUAAAAAACUCAGAGAUAAAAUUGAAAAGGAAAAAGGUGCUGGACGCCAAAUGGAAAGAAUAGAAGCGGAUCUGGUUCAAAACUACUCGCCUUGUUCGGAAUGCGCAGAUGUCUUCGUCAAAUUUAAAGACUUUCGAAAACGCGAGGGCAUUAAAUUUUCUUUAAAAAUAGAGUUUGCGAAUUUUUACCGUCAUUGGGAGACGCCGUACAUAAACGGGUUAAAAAGGCUGUUGGAAAAUGGUGUAGCAUUGAAAUUACUUCACGGCGAAGAUGAUUGGCGAGCGUUCCUAAAUGAUAAGACCUUUGUGGAGUUAACCGAGCAUGAAAAAGCAAAAUUGCUUGACAGGGCAAAUUCAGAAGACAGAAAGAAAAACGAAAAGCAAGCCAUAAAAAUCUUUAACAACAUUAGACUUGGGAACGACAUUGCAGGACUUGGGAAUACGAGCCAGCCUUCAGGAA
Molecule: messenger RNA, 667 nt
Organism: Paramuricea clavata
Lineage: Eukaryota; Metazoa; Cnidaria; Anthozoa; Malacalcyonacea; Plexauridae
Source: the annotation of a GenBank genome assembly